UGUAGAAGCUGACAAUGUGCUGUGUGUUGUAUUUAAACGAUAGAGGAAGGCCAAUAUAAACUCAUAGCCAGUGCAAAGAACAGAGGAAUGAAUGUAUAAAGAACAGAAUCCUCUGAAUUAAGAACGUGGGUGAGAUGUGACUGGGAAAGCUUCCGUGAUCCUGGUCUCACCACCACCCGUGGGACUCCGGGAUGGCUGGCAGGCGAGGUGAUACACCCGGCCGGGCCACCGAUGAAUUGAUAGAUACAUGCUCAAUAACGAGGAGCAGCACUAAGAAGAGGAAUUGGAAACGCUCGAGUCGGCUGGGAAAGUUUUCUCCGGUCUUCUUCAUCCAACUCGACCAGGGCAUCAAUCCAGAAGAGAUUCGAAUGGAAUAUAUCAGAAAAUAGAUUCUAAAAUAUCGACAUAAACAGAAGAACAUCCUGAACUGUGUUGGAUGAAACUAUGGGGGAAGGAUAUCCUGCAUCUGUACUGGAUUUAACACCGACUGUGUGUGUGGGAUGCCACCGCCUCAUCCAUGACAAGUACCUGCUUAGCGUCAUUGAUGGCCUAUGGCAUGAGCAAUGCGUCCGGUGCGUGGCGUGUGGCGAUCCGCUCAAGAACACUUGCUUUCUCCGGGACCAGAAACUUUACUGCAAGCGCGACUAUGCCAAUCUGUUUGCAGUGAGGUGUGGUGGCUGUGCAGAGGCCAUCUCCCCUGCAGAGCUGGUGAUGCAUGCUGGAGCUGCAGUGUUCCACCUGGCCUGUUUCAGCUGCAGUCUGUGUUCCUGUCUUCUGCGGACUGGAGACUGCUGUGUCCUCAGGGAAGGACGGUUGCUCUGUGCUAGAGACUACAACCAGGAAGUGGACAGACCCACCUCAUCAGACUCAGGUGAAAGUGAUGAUGAGGAGGAGGAGGAAGAGGAGGAGAAAGGGGAUGAGGGUAGUGUGAAGGCUUCAGGCAGACGUGGCGGCGAAGCAGACGACCCUGAACACAAACGACCCAAACGUCCACGCACUAUUCUGACCACCCACCAGAGACGGGCCUUCAAAGCAUCCUUCGAAGUCUCCUCCAAGCCCUGUCGGAAGGUAAGGGAGACCUUGGCAGCGGAGACCGGUCUGAGCGUGAGAGUCGUGCAGGUCUGGUUCCAAAACCAAAGAGCCAAGAUGAAGAAACUAGCCAGAAGGCAGCAACAGCAGCAGCAACAAGAGCAGCAAGAACAGCCAGCACAUCACACUGCGCCCUCCUGUGGCAGUCUCACCUCUGACCUGAACCCUCUGAGCUUGUACCACCACGCCCAGCACCACCACCCCAGCCUCCAGCAGAUGCAGGCCCUGGCCCAGGCCACCUCCUUGGGGGUGCAGGAAUAUGACAUGGAACCCUUUAGACAGGGACUCACCCCUCCACAGAUGGACCACAUGCACCCCUACCGUUGCAAGGCCCUUUAUGUGGAGAUGGAUGGGAACCCUCUCUGUAACCUAGGCGACGGAGACUGCCUGUCUUUGUGUGACUCAUCCCUGGCCACACCUAUCGACCACCUUUACUCCAUGCAAGACUCCUACUUCACCUGAGUCUGGAGGCUCAGAUCCCUCACACCCUCCGUCCAGACCCUUCCCUCCACGGGCACAGCGACCCACACUGUACAGCUGGGGACGGACUCAAUUCCAAGUGGACCCUCUGUACAACUGUGUGUUUUGUUUGAAGUUCAGAAAAUAAUGUAUUGUAUAACUGUAAAUAACUAUCUUGGCUAUUAUUUGUAUUUAUUACAUGUUGUGUGUGUGAUCUACAGUAUUCGUGCCCAAAAUGAAUAACCUUU
Molecule: messenger RNA, 1796 nt
Organism: Oncorhynchus keta (chum salmon)
Lineage: Eukaryota; Metazoa; Chordata; Actinopteri; Salmoniformes; Salmonidae
Gene: lmx1a
Product: LIM homeobox transcription factor 1, alpha
Exons: 10
Coding region: 445-1551 (368 amino acids)
Biological process (GO): regulation of transcription by RNA polymerase II; neuron differentiation
Cellular component (GO): nucleus
Molecular function (GO): DNA-binding transcription factor activity, RNA polymerase II-specific; RNA polymerase II transcription regulatory region sequence-specific DNA binding
Source: RefSeq, a predicted model, not a curated record